AAAGCAAAAACAAAAGGCAUCGUCUCCCUGUGUCUCUCGUUGACGCAAAGCAGAAGCUUGAGCAUAGGUCGGCAAAAGACAGCCAAGCCCGAGGGAGAACGAAGAAUCUCAAAAAUCGAAUCCAAAAUAAAUCAAACCUCUUUCUGCUUUCUUUUUGUUUCCUCUGCUUUACCGAAAUCACACGUCGUUGUUAUUCCUCCCUCCAUCCCUCUCGCUUUUCCGCACAUAUUGUUAUUAGUAGAUUUUGAGAGGUUGAAUUUUGAUUGGGUAUGGCAACAGAGACAUCUAAAGAUGAAUUAUUGCAGCUAGUCAAGAGAUUUAGUGCUUAUUUGACCGUCAAGAUGUCAAAUCUCUUCUCCUUUAAUACCCCGGAUUCACGAUCAGUUGGGGCCGUUGCGGGGCUUGCUGUUGCCAUAGUCUUUACAUGGAGGUGGUUGAGGUCAAAUAGUGGACCUCAAAGAAGGCAGCCGAAACGACAAGCUCCUACGACUAGUAGUUCUGUUGUGACUACUCAACCCAAUGCAGUGUCGAUACCUUCUGGGGGUGUUUGUUCAUCUUCGGAGGAUUUGAGAGUGCAGAAUGUUGUUGAUGAGUUCUUUCAAACAGUAAAACCAUCUUUGGGGCAAAUAGUUAGGCAAAAAUUGAGCGAAGGAAGAAAGGUCACAUGUCGUUUGCUUGGCGUAAUCCUUGAGGAAAGCAGUCCAGAGGAGCUUCAGGGGCAGAGUCAGGCAACUGUUAGGUCCUCUGUGCUAGAAGUGCUGUUAGAAAUCACGAAAUUUUGUGAUGUUUAUCUCAUGGAAAGAGUUCUUGAUGAUGAGAGCGAACAAAAGGUUCUCGCAGCUUUGGAAAAUGCAGGAGUUUUUACAUCUGGUGGUUUGGUUAAAGACAAGGUUCUCUUUUGUAGCACAGAAACUGGACGGUCAUCUUUUGUACGACAACUAGAACCAGAUUGGCAUAUUGACACUAAUCCUGAAGUCAUUUUUCAGUUAGCUAGAUUUAUCAAAUAUCAGCUUCAAAUUUCUCCUAUUAGACCUGAACGGACCGCUGCAAAUGUGCUCAGUUCUCCAUCCUUGGAACAGUUCUUCGGAUCAACCUGAUGCAUCAACCCAUAAAAUGUGAAAAUAGAAUUUAGGAGUUAAAAUAGCUUGUUCUUUUUGUUCCAACUGAUCACAGCUUCACAUUUACGGGCAACUUCCACUAGUUGCUGGUCUUCUGAUGAAGGGUUGUUGUGCCAUGUAAUCCUCCACUAUCUCAAGCUCAAAGCUAUGUUUGUUUGAAAAUUUGUACAUUAGGGCGGUCAGAUUUGAAUUUGCCGCAACUGGAUAUUUGACAUGAUGGCUAUCGAUGUCAAUAAUUUAUCAGUUAAAAGAUAUUCAAUCAUUUGCAAUAA
This is a messenger RNA of Populus trichocarpa (black cottonwood), 1390 nucleotides long. Its product is annotated as peroxisome biogenesis protein 22. Lineage: Eukaryota; Viridiplantae; Streptophyta; Magnoliopsida; Malpighiales; Salicaceae. Gene Ontology annotation, biological process: peroxisome organization. The transcript has 8 exons. The record is from RefSeq and is a predicted model, not a curated record. The coding region runs from base 270 to 1097 and encodes 275 amino acids.